Molecule: messenger RNA, 3927 nt
Organism: Rana temporaria (common frog)
Lineage: Eukaryota; Metazoa; Chordata; Amphibia; Anura; Ranidae
Gene: LAMC2
Product: laminin subunit gamma 2
Exons: 23
Coding region: 148-3693 (1181 amino acids)
Molecular function (GO): extracellular matrix structural constituent
Source: RefSeq, a predicted model, not a curated record
AGAGGAUCUUUGUGUCUGCAAUGAGUCAGGUUACAAAAUACUCAUAAAACACACCUGAGAGAGCUUUGCACAGACAGACAGCAAGCACAGCGAGGGAGCUCCAGGUACCCAACAAACCAUCCACAACACAGGCCAUCUCUUCCAAUAAUGACACGGUUAUGUAGGACGUGGUGUCCGGUGCUGCUUCCCUGGCUAUGUGCACUUUCAGUCAUUUCAGGAUCAGCCAUAGAUGUCCAUAUUUCAGUCUGCAACUGUAAUGGGCGAUCACAGCGCUGUGUGUUCGAUGCAGAUCUGCAGGCCCAAACUGGUUCUGGGUUCCGCUGUUUAGACUGUAAUGGAGGAACAGAUGGACCCAACUGUGAGCGAUGCAAAGAAGGGUAUUAUCCACAGCCUGGGGGAACCUGUGCACCCUGCCAAUGCCAUAUUACAGGCUCCCUUAAUACCCAGUGUGAUAACUAUGGACGGUGCAGCUGUAAGCCUGGGGUGAUGGGUGAGAAGUGUGACCGGUGCCAGCCUGGUUUUCAUUCACUUACUUACAGUGGUUGCAGACGCCAGGGCUGCUUUUGUGACCCAUCAGGCAGCAGCCAAAACUGUGACCAAGAUGGCAAAUGUGUUUGUAAAUCCAAUGUCUCUGGAGAGAGUUGUGACAGAUGUAAGCCUGGGUAUUAUGACCUGCAAGCUGGCCGAUCAGAAGGAUGUUUGCAAUGUUUCUGUUAUGGUCACUCGUCCAAUUGCCACAGCUCCACUGAUUACAGCAUGGUCAAGAUCACGUCUCUCUUUGAGAAAGAUGUAGAAGGUUGGACAGCAGUCCUUAAGGAUGGUUCUCCAGCAUCAGUCCCCAUACGGAUGUCCCGCCACCAGAAAGAGGUGUAUCUUGCAUCACGACAGCUGGAGCCCCUUUAUUUUAAUGCCCCAGGAAUGUUCUUAGGGGACCAAUCUAAUAGUUAUGGUCAAGUGCUGACCAUCAGCUUCCGUGUGGAUCGAGGCCGUCAUAGGGCUGGCUUUGAAGAUAUUAUACUAGAAGGAGGAGGCCUGAGAGUUACUGCCCCUCUUACCUCAUCCAAAACUGCCCUUCCCUGCAGAUUACCUCAAACCUACACAUUCCGAUUGGAUGAGCUGUCUGUCAGCCCAUGGACUCCUCGUAUUAGUCAUUUUGACUUCCGACGCCUUUUAAGCAAUGUGACCGCCCUGCGUAUUCGUUCCACUUAUGGAGAGUACAGCACUGGGUAUCUCCAAAGCAUCACCCUUGUUUCUGCUCAUCCCGGUCCUGGGGUGCCAGCGCCCUGGGUGGAAAAAUGUGAAUGCCCUGUUGGAUAUAAGGGCCAUUACUGUGAACAAUGUGCCCCAGGGUAUCGCAGGGAGUCUCCUGCGCUGGGUCCCUUCAGCCCUUGUGUCGCAUGCAAAUGCCAAGGAGGGGGUCUAUGUGAUCCAGAAACUGGUGACUGUUACUCCGGAGAUGAGAAUCAGAAUAAUGACUGCGCUGACUGUCCUAAUGGGCAGUAUAAUGACCCUCGUGACCCCCAGAGGUGCCUGCCAUGUCCAUGCAGUGCUGGGGUUGGUUGCUCGUUGUCUCCAGAAACCCAAGAGCCCGUGUGUGACUACUGUCCUGUGGGACUGAGUGGUCCUCGCUGUGAAAUAUGUGCUGAUGGACAUUUUGGAGACCCCCAAGGACAAAAUGGACCUCCUCAGCCGUGCAGACCGUGUGCCUGCAAUAAUAAUAUUGAUCCCACAGUGGAGGGGAGCUGUGACCAAGUGACCGGAGAGUGCUUGAAAUGUCUUUAUAACACAGCCGGAUUCUACUGCGACAGAUGCCAGGAAGGAUCUUUUGGUAACCCACUGGAUCCAAACCCAGAACGCAAGUGCAGAGAGUGUUACUGUCACCCUGUGGGUUCCCAGCAAGGUUCAUGCCAGGCUGAUGGCUUAUGUCUGUGCAAACCAGGAUUUAGUGGGGAAAACUGUGAUCAGCCGGAGUGCCCCAGCUGCUAUGACCAAGUCACUGAGAUGAUGACUUCAUACAAGGGACAACUGCAGCAGUUGACUAGUUCCAUCAAUGGCAAUGGUCAAAUGCACACCCAAGACCACCGUUACCUGGAGGAACAGAUGAGGAGAGCGGAGGAGAGAUCUCGGAAUAUGUUAAGGGAGGCCGAAUCUGCUCAUGCUACAGAACAAUCCUUGCAAAGACAGAUGUCAGCACUGCAGGGGUUACAGACUGAAACCCAGAAUGACUUGGUACAUGCACAGACCAAGAUCCAGCAAGUACAGACCCAGACCGGAGAGUACCAGAGCCGCCUGCAGGAGACCAAGAUGAAGAUAGCAGUGGCAAGGCAGCAGCUUGAAGGGGGCCAGGCAGAACUCAACCGAAAGACUUUUCCUACUGAGAAUGUGAACUGGAACUCAAGCAUAUAUUCCACACUUGGUCAAGAAGCCCAGAGAAUAGCGACUAGACUCGAACAAGAGGCUCAGAUGGUAGCACAGAGCUCAGGAGACGCCCUGGCGGAUACACAAAGAUCGAUGCAGAUUCUACGAUCAGGAGACGCAGACCUCAAUGCUGCAGAGAAACUGAGAUCAAGACUAUAUGAUGUCCGGACUCAGGUUGGCACAUUGGAGACUGAGGCUAUCCAGGCUGCUGCCUCUGCAGAGAAAUCCUACCAUAGGAGCUCUCAGACUGCUCGGGAGUUGGCACAAGCUUCCCUUGGACUUUCUGUACAGUUCCAGGAGGAGAUGGAGCGUCUUAGACGAGAAUCUUCAUCCUUGAGAACUUCAGUAGAAGCAGAAAUAUCUCAGAGCAAAAAUUUACAGAACAAACUCAACGUCUGGGAGCAGAGUGCCGAGCAGCAACUUUUUGAAGGGCAAAAGUACAAACAGAUGGGGGAUCAGCUGUUGUCACGGGCAAAUGCUGCAAAGAAUAAAGCCGAUCAGGCCAUGCUGUCAGGGAACGCUACAUACUAUGAGAUCGAGGGGAUGCUUAGUAGCCUGAAAGGGUUUGGAAACCAGGUAGGAGAUCGACGCAGAGCAGCAGAAGGGGCGAUGAGGCUCCUCCCUGAGAUCCAGAGACGUGUACAGGGAGCCACAAGUACCACAGAAAGAGCAAGCACAGCACUGAUGGGUGCAGAGAAGGAUGCUGAUCUGGCCGUAGAGAAUUCUGAAGAAGCUCAGAGUAUCACAACCGCAAUACAACAGGACAUGCUGCGAAUGAGCCAAGAUGCAAACAGUUCUGCUCAACUGGCAUUGGCACUGGAGAAUGAGUUUGCUGCACUGCAGAAAAUGGCUAGAAAACCAGCUGGAGAACUGGAAGAGAAAGCAAAGAAGGCAGCAGAAGACAGUGCAUCUGCACAGUUGAUUGUUGAUAGUGCAACAGAAGCUGAAUCUAAUGCCGGUGAUACCCUUAAUGCUGUCACAGGGACACUGACCGCCCUUGAUCGUGUUCUCAGCUUAUUAGACCAACCCAUCGAAGGAAAUGAAGAGGCGUUACAAGCUCUAGGAAGCAGCAUGGAGACGGCUCGGAAACAGGUCACUCAGCGCCUCAGGCCGGCUUUACAAGAGCUUGAGUUGUCAUUUAAAUUUCAAAAACAGAGGAUUCUAAGUCUGGAUGAAGAGAUCCAGCAAACGAUGAUUGACAUCCAAAACCUGAGGGAUAUCAAAAACAGCCUUCCACCGGGGUGCUACAAUACAGCUCCUAUUGAAAGACCCUGAAAUCAAAAAGGACAGAAUAGACUCCGCAAACCCGAUAAUUAUUCACAUUUACCGGUGCCAUGCGUAAGAUCUGCAUGAUGUAUGCAAAAAAAAGAACUUAAUUUUGGACAUUCUUGUGACCGGCUGACGGGUGCUAAAUAGGAACCAUGAAACGUGUCUGUCUUAAAAACUGUGCCAUAUUUUGUCUUUGUACCUUUUGUAUUUAUUUAUUAAUAAAUAUAUCAUUAAACGUUA